AUGAGCACGACAGACCCGUUAGGCGCGCCGCCGUCUGAUUCAGAACACUCCGUUACAUCAAUCUCGAAGUGUGAUACCUCUACGAGUCAACCAUCCGAUGACGAAUGGACAGACGACGACGAUUUCACAAUCUCACCACUGUCGGACAGAUCACCUCCAAGAGGGACUCAUUGGACUCGAUUCUUCCCUGAACUGUCAUCGCAUUUCUCGCUGGUGUCUCCGAUAAGCACCACUAUUCCUAAGGUGACACCAUUUUCUUUUCUGGCAGACAUGCAGGCAAUUGAUCAUCAAAACCGACAGAAUUCCUCGGAUUCUGGCACUAGAACUGAUUCUCCGUCCUUGUCUGAAGACACUUUCGACACAGCUUCCUCGUGCUAUAGCCGAAGAUCGUCCGUGACAAGUCUUGGCUCCGAACUAGCUGGGUGCCCCUACAAAUCAGCCGAUGCCUUUUCUGUCAUUUCCCCCGCUGCUGCAGGAGUUUUUGAUGACGAUACAACGCCCGUGCUAGUAGGCUCGGCCUCCAAGCUAGUCGUAAAAAGUCCCUCACUGGAUGAGGUGAGAAACAAGCCCCUCCCUCGGGAGCCCCCGAUUGCAUUAGCUCCCUUGUCAGUUCGUCACAAAGGGCCCCGUCCGCUCCAGGCUUGCGAGCGUCCCUCCAGCGACCGACCUCGUACGACUGCCACACGACUUUGGCGUUCUCAGCGUACUCUAUCCCAGGCAGCUGAGGAAUUGGAGAAUGUCCUUGCAGGAAUCACCGAGCAGCGCCACAAUGAGCCCCAAUUGUUGUCCUCGCAGAUCUUCAAUGGGCCCUUGCAGAUAAGCCGGGGAAAUAUGGACAUGAUUGCUACUCGACCAGCUCCAAGGCCUCCUACAAAUAUUGCUUCUACCAAGUCAAACAAUAACUCGAGACAAAAAAUCAGUCACGAAAAAUCAGAGUGCGAUUUGCGAAAAACAAUGAAGAAACCCACUAAGAAUAAAGGGCCCUUCUCGUUUGCGGUCCCUGGAUUCAGUCGCAAGUACACCAAUCCUCAUCUCCGAUCGUUCAGCAGCUCCAGCUUGAAGUCAGAAGUGGAAUCCCCGUCCUUUCGCCCUCAGCGCCCACCGCGCCCGGAAACUAUUCAUGAUGAGGCAGAAGAUACGGCUGAAGUGGCCGAGUCUUCCUGCUUGCCAAUACCCUCCCAACGACAGAGACCAUCGUCCUUUUGCAACGAAAGAGAAUUACGAUCGAAACUGCCUCGGCUUCAGACAAAGCAAGUGCGCAGCCACGAAGACCUCGUCUCCACUUCCAGCUCUGUGGGAGACAAACUGGGCACUGAGAGAUCGAUACCUGCAAUCCGAGCGAACAAUGUGGAGGAGAAGAUUUUUGUCGCCUCGAGCAAAGCAGGACGAUUAAACACCUCAGACUCGCUUUUCGAAUUGGAAGGUGGCCUGCCUCAAAGGAUGGUCUAUGAGCUUGAUGCAGGUUUGCCAUCACCACAUCCCAAAAUUACCAUCUCAGUCCACAAACCCCGCGAGACAACUGCUGUCCAAUUACCAGACAACAUCACCCUCAAAAUACUGGAGCAAGUUUCUUCUCUUGAUGAUCUCUUCCAUCUAGCUGUCGUCUCCAAGCAGUACUACCGCGUUUUCAAACAGCAUGAAUUACAUCUCAUGAAGACUGCUGUCUACCGCAUGUCCCCUCCAUCCUGGGAAUUGCGUGAAAUGAGCCCUCCCUGGGAUAGCGAAUGGCAGAUUCUCGUCGAUCCGGACGCCCCUGUCCCCGAAUACACUCCGACACUUUAUCUCCAACGUUACGCUCAAGACAUCUAUACGCUCGCUCAGCUCAAAUCACUCAUACUGGCCCGGUGCAAUACCUUCCUUCGCCAGGAAACGAUCAAUGGCCUGACGGGCAAAGAUGAUACCCGAGCGGCAGAAAUCGACGACGCCUUUUGGCGAAUCUGGACGUUUUGCCGGAUCUUUGGCUGUGGCAAGAACCGGGAGAAUGAUAUAGUAGGACAGAUGGACUGGCUGAAUGGCGGCGUUAUGGCCCACGACCGUAACAGCAUCGUGACCACGUCGCUCACUGAGCCAUUUGGCAUGAACAAUGUCCUAUUUGAACCGCCGGAAGGGUUCGGGCGCGGAAACGGGGAAGGUCUCUCCCAAAGUCAGCUCUACGACAUGACAGAAAUAUGGACCUGUCUUGCCGUGUUGCUCCAACCUAUUCACGGCAGCCGCUCUGAGGCCCGAAAGGCUGGCGUCUUUGACAGGCUCGACAUUGCAGAAAAUGACACGGUCAAGGAAGAAGCUACGAUAGAGGAAUGGACAUACUAUGUCCUCACGCUGGGCCCUUCGGCAGUUUUAAAUAUUGGCUCAAUUUGUCCUUUCGAUAACGCUGAAGCGACAUUUCAAACGGCGCAAUCCAUUGGACUGACAAAGUGGGAGCCUCCCGACUCCGACAUCAGCCGGUCCACUUUUCUCAAAGAAGCCGUAUCCAGAGCCUACAAGGUACGGGAAGGAAGCCCGUCGCUCAAUGGAUCACGUCUAUCGAAUGCUAGUUCUACCUCUUCCAGAUCUUCUGCUGGUCGCGAGAAAACGUCUCAAACAAGCAGCAACGCGACCGAGAGCAACCAAAGCAAUCGGCGCCGACAAGCCGUCUUCGCAGCUCAGCUGCGAAACCGACGCACUCAACAGCAGAAUAACCCUGGUAAUCCAAUCACGUUCGCCGAGGAGCGCCCGAUCUCAAGCUAUGCCAUGAUAAUGAGACGGCUCGAGGGGCUUCCAAGCGAGCAACCUCCACGUCCACCUCCACCCAGCCAGCAAGUGGCAUCGUCAGCGUCACCGACUCCUCGCUACUGUCCCCCUGCACCCGUCCAGUACUCACAGCUACUCCCUCCACCACCACCACCCACCGCGAACCCAGUUUUCUACAGACCCCAGGUCCUCGACCCCGUCGACCAAGCUAUCCACGUGAUGGUCCACGAGCUUGGCUUCAAAGAAGAAGAUGCCAAAUGGGCCUUGAAGAUCACGGAUACCGGCGAGGGCAUUGAUGCAAAUGCCGCGGUUGCACUGCUCACUAGGGAGCAAGAACGAUACGAGCAACGGCGCAGCGGCCGCUUCGCUUUUCGCUCGAAGAGCCCAUCCCUGCUUGAAUCGGUCAUCAACAGUCAAGAGUCGGUCAACUCUGGCUGGAGAUGGGCUUGA
This is a messenger RNA of Aspergillus viridinutans, 3180 nucleotides long. RefSeq names its product F-box protein. The record is from RefSeq and is a predicted model, not a curated record. The transcript is spliced from 2 exons. Lineage: Eukaryota; Fungi; Ascomycota; Eurotiomycetes; Eurotiales; Aspergillaceae. Gene Ontology annotation, molecular function: protein binding. Bases 1 to 3180 code for a protein of 1059 amino acids.